This is a messenger RNA of Menidia menidia (Atlantic silverside), 1569 nucleotides long. Lineage: Eukaryota; Metazoa; Chordata; Actinopteri; Atheriniformes; Atherinopsidae. The record is from the annotation of a GenBank genome assembly.
AUGGUUUUCAGGACCGUGGCCAGCUCCACGGCGAGAACAAAAGGCGGAUUUGAAGCUCUUGAUACAUCACGGCUCAAACAGCCCAGGGGAGGGAUGGAGCUGAGAUGGACAGGGAGGGAGACACCGGCUUACGACGUCAAAGGAGUACAGACACACACGGAGAGGAGAGGACCGCCGGCCAGACUGCCAGUUCCCCACGACUUCUCAAUGAAGGAGCCUGACGCAAUCAAGCUCUUCAUCGGGCAAAUACCCCGAAACCUGGAGGAAAAGGACCUGAAGCCCAUCUUUGAGCAGUUUGGAAAGAUCUACGAGCUGACGGUGAUUAAGGACAAAUACACCGGGAUGCACAAAGGAUGCGCCUUCCUCACGUACUGCGCGCGGGAGUCGGCCCUCAAAGCCCAGAAUGCACUGCACGAGCAGAAGACCCUACCGGGGAUGAACCGCCCAAUCCAGGUGAAGCCGGCGGACAGCGAGAGCAGAGGGGAAGACAGGAAGCUGUUUGUGGGCAUGCUGGGGAAACAGCAGACGGACGCCGAUGUGAGGAAGAUGUUCGAGCCGUUCGGCAGCAUAGAGGAGUGCACGGUGCUCCGCGGGCCUGAUGGGACCAGCAAAGGGUGUGCAUUUGUGAAGUUCCAGAGCAAUGCAGAGGCCCAGGCCGCCAUCAACGCUCUGCAUGGGAGUCGCACUUUACCUGGCGCCUCGUCCAGCCUGGUGGUCAAGUUUGCCGAUUCGGAGAAAGAGCGAGGGCUUCGGCGGAUGCAGCAGGUGGCCUCCCAGCUGGGGGUCAUCAGCCCCAUGACCCUGCACCUCGGAGCCUACAACGCCUACACACAGGCCCUGAUGCAGCAGCAGGCCUUGGUGGCUCAGUCGGCGUACCUCUCCCCUGUUGCCACGGUGGCUGCCGUCCAGAUGCAGCAGCUCGCUGCUCUCAACCCCAGCAGCAUCAUCGCCACGCCGAUAGCAUCCAUCACCCCGUCCUCAGGUACCAGCACUCCUCCCUCCAUCGCAGCCACACCUGUUCCUGCUAUGCCUCCGCCUAUUGCUGUGAACAGCUACCCCUCCGUGCAAGCACCACCCAACGGCCAAUCAGCCACAGAAACCCUGUACACCAACGGGGUUCAUGCCUAUCAAGCUCAGAGUCCUGUCCUGGAUCCCCUGCAGCAGGCAUACACGGGCAUGCAGCACUAUACAGCCACAUACCCGGCAGCCUACAGCCUGGUGGGACAGCCUUUCCCUCACCAGCCAACCCUGGUGGCCCAGCAGCCUCAGCAGCCGCAGCAGCUCCAGCAAAGAGAAGGUCCAGAGGGGUGUAACAUCUUCAUCUACCACCUGCCUCAGGAGUUCACCGACUCAGAGAUACUCCAGAUGUUCCUUCCUUUUGGAAACGUCAUUUCUGCGAAGGUCUUCGUUGACCGUGCCACCAACCAGAGCAAAUGCUUCGGUUUCGUGAGCUUUGACAACCCAUCCAGCGCCCAGACUGCCAUCCAGGCCAUGAAUGGCUUCCAGAUCGGUAUGAAGAGACUGAAGGUGCAGCUGAAGAGGCCCAAGGAUGCCAACAGGCCUUACUGA